Molecule: messenger RNA, 2113 nt
Organism: Leptomonas pyrrhocoris
Lineage: Eukaryota; Euglenozoa; Kinetoplastea; Trypanosomatida; Trypanosomatidae
Exons: 1
Coding region: 224-2113 (629 amino acids)
Biological process (GO): DNA replication initiation
Cellular component (GO): nucleolus
Molecular function (GO): chromatin binding
Source: RefSeq, a predicted model, not a curated record
GACCGCAGGCUGACGUUCCACAUCGCCGCUUCGUUUUCGUGCUUCCUGGCGAUUACGCUCCGCCGCACUUACAAAGCAGCAAGCGUCAAAUUGUAGGAGAAACGCGUGUUCGGUUUUCUUCCUUCGUCGACUUACACCCCAGCAGAAUAUAUAUUUGUGCUCCCUUCUCGGAGAAAAAGGCUGAAAGCGUUCCUCUUUAUUUAUUUAUUUAAAGCUCUUCACAAUGCAGCGUUAUUUGAUGAAUACGUCGUACCUACAGGGACAACUCAAGUCCCUGUACGCGCUGCACAACAAGACUGUCAGCGACUACGGCGAGCUCGUGGAGAACCUCAACAAAGAGUGCACCGUCCUGUGUGACGUCAUCCCCGGCUACCGCAUCUCCAGCACGCUCGAGACGGAAGAUGGCAACAAUCAGCGUAAGCAAAAGGAGGUAUACAACGUGCAGAAGCUCGAGCACGAAAUCCUGACGCAGUACACCCACUUCCUGCAGCUCCUGCGCAAGCUGUCGCGAAAGUCGCACCCCGAGCAACAAGCCCUCGGUAGCCGUCUGUGCGCACGCCUCGUCAAGAGCUCCGCCCCGGACUUCAACCACGCAGACACGCUGCUCUCCCUUGCCGUCGACUUUGCCAAUUGCAAGUCUCUGCGUGUAGCGCAGCCGUGCUUGACGGCGCUCGCGGAGCUCCUGGACGGGCAAAAGGUGUCGGAUACGACAGAGCACGUGAUUGGUGCCUUGCUGCGCAUCGUACGCAAGCGCAGCUACGCCAUGAACCCGAAACUGCUGAACCUGCUCCUGCACGUUCGCGUGGCGAUGGUCGACGUGCACCGCGAGGACUUGGCCGAGGAGAAGGCGAAGAACAAGCGGUUGAAGAAGGAGGACAAGGAGUUAGCACGGCAGCUGCAGAAGUCGAAGGCACGCCGCGACCGCGCCGAAAUCGCGGCGAAGCAGACCCGCAUUGUCCACCGCAUCUUCGUCAUCUACCUCCGCGUCAUCGAGGCGUCCAAGACGUGCUCGCAGGUGCAUCAAACGAAGAUCUUAGCGCCAACCCUGGAGGGACUGGUGAAGUUUGCGCCGCUCGUCAACGUAGACCUCUACCAGCAGCUGAUGGAGGCGCUGAAGGACCUCGUGAAAGGGGGCGGCACGCGUGCCCGCCGCCACGUCUCCGGCCACGAGGGUAACGGCAGCGAUAGCGACGCAGAGGACGCGUCGGGCGAGGAGACGUUGACGUCGGUCACGACGCGGCUACACGCGUUGGUGGCGGUGGCCACCCUUGCCCAGCGCGACGCCACGGCGACGGCAUCGGAGUGGCGGGUGGACUUGAGCUACUUCCACGAGGUGCUCUUCCGCUGCCUUGGCGAGGCGCUCGAGAUGCCCGUGGCGGAGUCGUCAUCGUCGGCCAAGAUGACGCGCGAGGAGGCGGACGAGGCGUCAAAUGGAGACGCGGAUGAGGUGGCGUCGCAGGGCUCGACAUCCUCUGCCGGCUCGCUCUCUUCGCAGGCCUUCUCGAUCGCGAACUCGAUGGCACAGGGCGACUUUGUGCAGCAGAAUGCGAGCCGGGAGUGGACUUUUCACGUCGGCCUCGUGCUGCGUGCGGUGGAUCUGCUGGUGCUCACGCAGAAGCACCUGCCCGUUGCCCGCGUGACGGCGAUUCUGCGCCGACUGAUGCAGGCGACGCCGUCGUGUCCGCCGCACAUCGCCAUGGCCAUCUUGUCCCUUUGCCACCGCCUCGUGCUGCGCUACCCACUCGCUGGCGGAGUCAUUGUCGGCGGAAGCGACAACGUCAUUGCCGGCCGCGGCGCCUACAACCCGGAAGCGCUGCAGACGGUGUCCGCCAACGCCGACAGCAGUUUUACCUGGGAGGUGAGUCUGCUCACCCGCAGCUACCACCCGACGCUACGGCAGGUGGCGGAGACGUUUUGCAGGCACUACGCAAAGGUGGCGAAGCACCAGCACGGCCAGGCAGCUGUGGCAACGAAGCAGUUGGACUCCUUAGGCCCCUACGAGGUGAUGGAGGAGUACGACCCCUCCCUCGGCGACCUUAAGCCACCGGCGCCGCUGCCCGCUGCCAUGAAAGCGGAGCUGCGGAAGCGUAAGCGUGAGGAAACGGAGGCGUAG